Messenger RNA from Bemisia tabaci, 1854 nucleotides. RefSeq lists its product as uncharacterized. Gene Ontology annotation, cellular component: extracellular matrix. Lineage: Eukaryota; Metazoa; Arthropoda; Insecta; Hemiptera; Aleyrodidae. The record is from RefSeq and is a predicted model, not a curated record.
UUGCAGAACCAACAUAUUAGUCUAGUGUUGGUGUGCAUUUGUAUCGUGUUGUGCGUUGGACUUAUUGUUUUGCCCGAGGAACGAAAUUUGGAUUAACACUAUGAGCUCUUUCGCAGUAUUAUGUGUCUGCCUCUGCUUGGCCCGAGGCUCCUUGGCGGCCGUGAUCCCUGCAGCCCCGGUGUAUCCCUCCGGCGUGUCUUUCGCCUCCCCGUACGCAGCUUUCUCAGCCCCGUUCGCGCCUGCCGGGCCCGCACUCCCCCUCCGCACGGCCGCCCCCCUCGCCGUCGCCCCCGCCCCCGUAGCCCCCGUAGCCCCUGUCGCCCCGGUCCCCGUCGUGCGGACAGCCCCCGUGAUCCCCGCCGUCCCUGCCAAGCUGGAGUUCGCCGACGCCUACCCGCAGUACCAGUUCGCCUACAACGUCCAAGACGCCAUCACCGGCGACUCCAAGGUUCAGGAAGAGUCGAGGGAAGGCAAUGUCGUCAAGGGCUCCUACAGUCUUAUUGAACCCGACGGUAGCCGCAGGACCGUCAACUACUUCGCCGACCCCGUCAACGGAUUCAACGCCAUCGUUCAGAGGGAUGUCCCUACUGUCCCUGUCGUCCGCGCCGUUCCUGCCGCUAUCCCUGUUUAAUUCGCGCACAUUGGAUUGCAUACCUUGACUUUUGCAGGAGCUCAUCAUGCAACUGCUCAUAUGUCUGUUAUAUUUUAGUGCAUAGUACGCUCAGAAGGAAGGGUGCGUUACGUGAGUUGACGCUGUUGCGCUAGUCACAUAAUCGUAUUUUGAUGGUUUAAGCUUGUACAUUAACAAAAAAUAAUAAGACCCGUUUAAACGUCAAUUUUUGACGUCAAAUAUUAACGGAGGUAUUGCUUAUCGAAAAUUAUGGUGUCACAAACCGCGGUGGUGUAUACCAUGGUUUCUACCAUAUUGAUUUCAUCAAUUGGACUACAUUUUGCAAUUUGGAACUAUGAAUUGUACCCCGACUUAAAAACAACGUAUGUGCCAUUAGUUUCCCAAUUCACAUAAGUGUUUUUCCAGAGGAGCCAGAAUUUAUAGUUCCAAAUUGCAAAAUGCAGUCCAAUUAGUGAUACACACAUUUGCACUACUGAAAAACACGCACAAAACCAAGGUAGGAAAGUAUGGUAGGUAUUCUUUACCAGGGUGGAUGGCCUCUUACGCCCUGUUAUUUGAUGAGCAUAUCUUCUUUAAUAUCAGAAUUUGGAAUUUGCCGUUUAGAUACGUGUUCUUUGUUUUUGCGCCUAAACCAUCAAAACACAAUUCUGCUGCAACAAAGCAAAAAUCGAAAAAUAUCCUAUUGACUUUACAAAAAAAACCAUUAUUCAAGAGUAUGCUUCAUUAGAAUUCCAUAUGAUCUCACAAAAAAUUCAAUGAAAUAAACGAUGUCUUGAAAAGUAAAACGCAUUUCUCCGACUUGAAAAAUCUAGUUUGCGUUUACGUUAUAGCUUUUUUUACUUGCAAACUCCCCCCCCCCAUCUUCGAUGUAUAAAUCCAAAAUUCUUUUUAUUUACAUUUUACCAACACUUUUACAGUCAUCAAAAUUUUAUCAUAUGAUGAUUAUGCCAUAGUCAAUUCUAUUUUCAGGAGGUCCAUAGGCCGGUGAUUGUAAUUUUACUUUCAGCCACAGUGCAAUAAUUUUACACAUUUUUCAUCAUUCUUUCUUCCCUCACAAAUCGAGCAGGUUUGAAAUUAUUUGUAAAACCUCUUUAUCUGAAUCGUAUGAAUGAAUCAUAUUUCUGCUGUGAUUUCCAUACCAACAUGUAACGAUAAAGUGUACAGCCUAAGUUAGGUUCUGUCUGUAGUUUUUGUAAAUAAAAUGCUAGUCGAUUAAUAAUUUU